AUGUCUCCAACCAAAACAGUGUCUUCGUCCUCCCUGGUGAACUCGAACUCGACCUCGACCUCAACCCCUCUCUUCGAACGCUCUCCAAACACCGCGUCGCCGUCCAAGACCAAAUCAUCCACAUCCAGCAAGACCAUAACCACCAUGGAUGAUAAGCCUGUGCCCCGGUUCGACCACACCGCGCAGAAAUAUACAGUCACAGCAGCUCUUGGGCAAAGUCAGAGUCAGAGUCAGACCUAUAUCUCGCCGUCGGACGCUAUGCAGAGCCCGACGACGAAAAAGUUGAGUGAGAUCAAGGGCCGCAGAUUCAUGUGA
Molecule: messenger RNA, 315 nt
Organism: Capronia epimyces CBS 606.96
Lineage: Eukaryota; Fungi; Ascomycota; Eurotiomycetes; Chaetothyriales; Herpotrichiellaceae
Exons: 1
Coding region: 1-315 (104 amino acids)
Source: RefSeq, a predicted model, not a curated record